This is a messenger RNA of Merops nubicus (carmine bee-eater), 1491 nucleotides long. It is a transcript of the gene FNBP1, whose product is annotated as formin binding protein 1. NCBI's taxonomy places the organism in Eukaryota, Metazoa, Chordata, Aves, Coraciiformes, Meropidae. Gene Ontology annotation, molecular function: protein binding. Gene Ontology annotation, biological process: signal transduction. The annotation marks the transcript as partial. The transcript has 12 exons. The record is from RefSeq and is a predicted model, not a curated record.
CACUUCCAUGAUGGCAGGAAGGCACAACAACAUCUUGAAACUUGCUGGAAACAACUGGAAGCAAGUAAGAGGCGCUUUGAGCGUGAUUGCAAAGAAGCUGAUCGAGCACAGCAGUAUUUUGAGAAAAUGGAUGCUGACAUCAAUGUUACAAAAGCAGAUGUUGAAAAGGCAAGACAGCAAGCCCAGCUGCGACAUCAAAUGGCAGAAGACAGCAAAGCAGAGUAUUCUUCCACUUUACAGAAGUUCAACAGUGAGCAGCAUGAUCAUUACUACACACACAUACCAACCAUCUUCCAGAAAAUACAAGAGAUGGAGGAAAGAAGAAUCGUGAGGAUAGGUGAAUCCAUGAAAACUUUCGCAGAGGUCGACCGCCAAGUGAUCCCCAUCAUUGGGAAGUGUCUGGAUGAAAUAACGAAGGCUGCAGAAUCAGUGGAUCACAAGAAUGAUUCACAGAUGGUAAUAGAAGCCUUUAAAUCGGGGUUCGAGCCUCCAGGAGAUAUCGACUUUGAGGAUUUCACGCAGCCCAUGAAGCGAGCUGUCUCAGAAUCCAGCCUUUCCAACUCCAGAGGGGAGGGCAAGUCUGAGCCGAAGUUCGGUGGCAAAUCCAAGGGCAAGUUAUGGCCAUUCAUCAAGAAAAAUAAGCCCCCUCCUCCUCCCCCUGCCUCUGCCUCACCCUCUGCUGUUCCCAACGGCCCCCAGUCUCCCAAGCAGCAAAAGGAACCCCUCUCCCAUCGCUUCAACGAGUUCAUGACCUCCAAACCCAAAAUCCACUGCUUCAGGAGCCUAAAGCGCGGGCUUUCUCUCAAGCUGGGAGCAGGGCCAGAAGACUUCAGCAAUCUCCCACCUGAGCAGAGAAGAAAGAAACUUCAGCAGAAAGUCGAUGAACUAAACAGAGACAUUCAGAAGGAGAUGGAUCAGAGAGAUGCCUUAACGAAAAUGAAAGAUGUGUAUAUCAAGAAUCCACAGAUGGGAGAUGCAGCCAGCGUGGACCAGAGAUUAGCAGAACUUGGACAGAACAUUGAGAAGUUACGAUUAGAAGUUCAGAAGUUUGAGGGCUGGCUGGCAGAGGUGGAGGGCAGGUUGCCCACGCGGCCCGAGCAGGCCCGGCGGCAGAGCGGCCUCUACGACGCCCAGAACGCGCCCACGGUGAACAGCUGCGCGCAGGACCGCGAGAGCCCGGAUGGCAGUUACACAGAAGAGCAGAGUCAGGAGACUGAGAUGAAAGUACCUGCAACGGAUUUUGAUGAUGAAUUUGACGAUGAAGAACCACUACCCACCAUAGGAACAUGCAAAGCACUCUAUACAUUUGAAGGUCAGAAUGAAGGAACAAUUUCUGUAGCAGAAGGAGAAAUGCUGUAUGUAAUAGAAGAAGACAAAGGUGACGGGUGGACACGAAUCCGAAGGAAUGAAGAUGAGGAGGGCUAUGUCCCUACGUCAUAUGUUGAAGUCUAUUUGGACAAAAAUGCCAAAGGUGCUAUGACUUAUAUUUAA